CAGUGCUCAUGCGACGCAUCGACAGACUCUGUGACAACACUACCCACCUGCCCCGCCUCCACACUGCUGGUGUGACGCUUGUGUGAGCACACCUUGGUACUUUCAAGUCACUUCUCGCGAGAUUUGGGUGAGACGUCUGCCGAGGAGAACAAUACAAUACCAAGUUUCUGUAUUUCACCUGUCCCACACAGUUGUGAGGGUUUUGUCCCGUGACACGUUACCUGCAUUGCUAAAAGAACAGCUGAACAGCUUUGUAUAACUACAAGACAAUGCCACGAUCAUAUAAGUUCUUGGAUGGACUUCGUUAGACCCAAUACGGAGGCUUUAUACGGUGGUCAUAUUUCUGGCCGACGUCUGCGUGGGGUCAAGGUUAAUCCCAUAUUCCAAGAAAAUGAAGGAUCUCGAGAUGCAUGCGACACGCAGUCCGAGGGCGGCGUUCCCGUGGGGGAAAUUCAAAUCGAAAUGUACGAAAGUUUACCCCGCCAUAGAUCCGUCCGCCACACUCUGUCAGCACCAGUCGUGGUCAUCGGCCAAACCCGGUCCACAGGAGUGCUGCCUGACCACUCCGACCCAGUCAAAAAUGGCAACAAUACCAGACACAAGUCAGAAACCGAGAACAGCUUAAAGAAUAGAGGCUCGAGGAAGCAGAAGAAACAGCUCUCUCGUCAGAGAAGAUACGAAGCGUCCUCUGAUGACCCGGAUGUGAUUGAACUGGCGGACUCUUCACUUCCGAGUUCAAGCAACUCCUCCCCUUCAUCGUCUUUUUACUCUUCAGAAAGGUCAAACAAGGACACUGGCUGGUCACGUGGUAACAGACCAUUCAGUCAAAGGUAUUAUUUAAGUACCCUCUCAGAGAGAACUGUCUCAGCUGACAGUACAGCCGCUGAUCAGUCCACACAAGCAGUAUGCGACGAAGAGGAUAGCGGGUUGUCCAGUUAUGGUCAAAGUCAGACUGAACACAUAUAUAACAACAAUAACAACGCUUUCUACAUUUCUGAAACUUUAGGCCAGCCAACGGUUCAUUCCCUUGACUUAAUGAAUAAUAAUGAGAUGUCAAUGCCUGAUCAAAUGUUACAACAUUACAACGCAGAAUCACUGCGCAUGAGCAGGCUUCGAGCGGAAGUACUCAGGAACGAAAAUUAUGUCGAGGAGUUCUCCAGAAACCCGAACACGCUGCGUCCCGAAGAUUUCAUCCUGUGUGACACCCUCAGCUUAAGAGCGGUCUUCUCCCUUUCCAGCUCGAGCUCCAUAGAUUCAGACUACAAGAACCUCGAGUCUAAGCUCGCCAACAAAAUACACUGCCAAUGUAAUGGGCGCCCAACCCUUAAAUGUGAAUGUGGUCGCGCAGCUCUGCAGAAACUUUUUCGAGAAAAACGGGACGGACUCCAGAACGGAUCCAUGGAGGACAAUCUCCAGACCCUAGACGCUGGACAGCUUCUGAAAAAUCAAGUUAACUUGAAUGACGCGUCAUCGCCUUGCCUCCAGCCUGCGAAAGGGUCGCAGAAGAAACUCUUGGCUUUGCACGCCUUGGGGCAUGCCGAAGGGAAGUUCGUGACGUUCUCGGACGAUACGAUCUUUAACGAAGACAACCGAGUGACGUACGUGAAGGAGUGUAUUACUCGGUCAGCCUUUCAGUUACAUCUUGACGAUAAAGAGGCUGGCUAUGACAAUAACGGCUUUCUUACGGACGACGAGAAGGCCUUACAGCUGAAAGACAAAAACUCUAGCAAUAAAUUAAAUUCUCAAGGAUCUAUAGUGCUUUCGGUAUCAAGUUUAAAUGCACCUGCCUACCUGCACGCCUAUCUGAUGGGGUUUCACCAAGAAACGAAAACUCCAGAAGGUACACCUAGUGAGGAAAAGCGGGCCGCCCCUGUCAGCAUUGAGGCCAUUGGAGGCAUCACCACCGACGAUCCCGCCUUUGAUACGAUUGGUGAGGCUACGGAGGAGGACUUUGAGUAUUACCGGAGAAGGCGGCGAAAGAAAAAGUCGUGCGGUAACUCCGAGGACGGCAGCGUGGAGGCUUGGACCAAGAGAACCAGCCGGUGUCGGAAGAUCAAAAUCUCUGUAAUCGUUGUGACUGUUAUAAUUGGUAUUGUGGUCGCCAUCGCUUUAGCCAUACACUUUGGGGCCCCUGCAGCGGGGAACUCUUCCUUGACCAGUGAACAAACUCAAGAGCCUGGCAGUAGCUUUUCACGAAUUUUGUUCUGACGUCAGAGGAGAACACGCCGUUGGGCUGUCGAUCUGGAGGACUCACUAUUGUAUAUUUCGAUAUGCCAACCGAUUUAUUUUGUAAUUAUGUUUGUUUUUUUAUCCAAAAAUUUACAGGAAAUCGGCGCAGUUUAUACGGUGGCGAAAACCCAGAAGUAAUCUACAUAUAUUUGCACAUCUGAAUGAGAGUUUAUGCUUUGUGACUUUGUCAUGAAAUGUUGAAUUGUUAAAAAAGAAAUACGCAAAUGACUUUUGGCCAAUCGUCUGUCUACAAAUAUCUGGCAAGCAUGAGGGGAAACAUUAUGCGAAGGUGCCCAUUUUGGUUUGUAGUCUGUUGCGUAGCAACAAUAAUUAUGGCCAGGGAGAAGUUAAAGUUGACGACGUAAAUAAGUAGUCAGGAUUCUAAUUCAUCAGCCUGACCGUAUUUUAUUCUAGUUAGAUAAUGAUUACGCUUUAUAGAGUGUGAACACGAUAAGAAUUAGGCUAAUUGGGAUACCGUUUAACAAACCUUUCGCUACACUUUAAAUAAGUCAUUUCCUUCACUUAAAUAAAGCGUUUAAUGGAUAGCCUUCCGCUAAACCUAAAUAACUCGUUCGGGACUGAAAUAUUCAAUUUUGCAGACUAAGCUCUUUCGCCAUAUACCUACUUGAUUUUCUUACUCUAUUUUUUUUUUGUUCUCUCUCUCUCUCUCUCUCUCUCUCUCUCUUUAUUCACCCUUGCAAUAUUAGGCCUACUUUAAACAAUGAUAUCAUAAAAAGAAAAAAAGUAUUUGGAAAAUAUUUAUAAAUGUAAGCCUUAACUUCUCUUUAUAUUUUGAGAAUAUAAGGUUUUAUAUUUUGAAACCAAAGAUCUUCUAUUACAGUGAUUUAUUUAAAAACAUAGUUAUGAUUUAUGUCACGGUAACCACUGGUCAGCAAAUGAAGAGCUUGAAUCCUUGCAGCGCUCUAUCAAGCAGUCGUUCUCCAUGGACCGUCAUCACUGUUCAAACUAUGGACUCUUUAUCCCGUUGUUAUCUAAACCACAGACCUAUAUAUAAUAUAAUAGAAAUAUAAUUUAUAUAGGUCUGUGAUCCUACCCUUUCUUCGCACCAAUAUUUUGUUUCACUUUUGUCAUUGAAGAGCGCACAAAUCUGAACAUUUGCUCAGAACACAAUCUUAUCUUAGCCUUUAUCUCAGCCUACCUCAUUACCUCAUUGUACAUUGAUCCUUUCACUAAAGCUUUCAAGAGUCAAUAUAUAAGUCUUACAUUGUCUCCCCCUUUGUUUGGUGAUUUUUCGAUCAAGUUAGUACCCUCUCUCUUUCUCCUCUUUCCUAUCAUUCAGAAACCCAGAGGACUUCAGGUACAGAAAUAUAUUAGGCUAGGACACAUUUGUACAAAUGCUCCUUCACCCCAUUAGAUGGCUGACUGGUCGUGCGGUGUGCGCGCUGGACUGUCGUUUUGAUUUAUCGAUGGUCCCGGGUUCAAACCCUGCCCGCUCCCAUCCCCCGUCGUCCUGCGGGAGGUUUUUGAUUAGGAAGUAAACUAUCUUCAACUCUGAAGGAACAUCCGAAAUAUGUAUAAAACAUUUUUUUUUUUUUUUUACAAGAGCAUGGAAUGGGUUUCCUGAGUCAGCCAGGAAAAACAAUGACGUGGUAGAAUUUAAGUCAUUGACUAGCAUGCAUGACUAGAUUGACACAGGGACACGCGUAGGGCGUAAUCAUUUUUUUUUUUAAGUAACGUCUGUAUAAGAUAAGAAAUAUAGCGUGCAUAUACAGUCGAAUCUGGUUAAUCGCAGCACAUCAAGACCGGAUCGUUUUGAUCCUAAUAACCGUCUGAUACAAUUACACGAACAUUCCCUAUGUUACAAGACGGGAAUUGUUUUAAUGUAUGUAACAAAUAUUUCAUAAACGUUUAUACGGUUAUAGCGAAGUUACAACAAGAACUAAUGUGCGAUAAUGCAUAAUUUGCUAACAUGUGGAAUAACUUGUUGGAAAGGCGUCGUUUCAUCUUAGCUGUUGCGCAGCUUAGUCAACUGAAUAAAAAUGGCAUCAAAAACCACACGCACAAAAUUACCAUAAUUAAAGAACUUUUUGAACAAAAAUGUCUCAGCAAAAUUGGAAAAAUUUUGGAAGGCAACAGCCACCCGCUCCAUCUCCAAACCUUUUCAACCAAAGCUAAAAUGUAAGAUAAGAUAAGAUAACUUUAUUAAACCAAACAAAUGGAAAUUCAGUUUGACUACAAUUGACAACCUCAGCGUAACUACUGUACAAUAACAAAAUAGAUGCACGAUAUACAUGCACAUACGAACAACAUUCACACACGAUAAAAACACAUAAUUAUCUCUUAUAAAUAGACUUCUGUGUACUUUUCGAUGAUGACAGAAUGUUAAUUUUUAAUGUUUGUCAUCCAGGGUCUAUUAUUACUGAAUGUUUUUAAUUUUCUUCUUUGAUAUAAUUAUGUUUUCACAGAACUGGAUGUACGAAUUAACAGUUGCGUUAAGUUCAUCUGUCUGGGCAGUUGUUUACAAACAUGUCCCAAUCUGCUCCAGACAACUUUGUAGCUGUAAAAAAGCGUCAUCAGACCGUGCCAGGAUGGACUGUACUUAGGGUACUUCGGGUUUUGUUGUUUUUAAAACCGGUUUGUACGUGGGUGUAAGAUGGAUCAUUGUGUGGUCCGACACUCCGAGGGGAAAUGACAAUCGAGAUGUGUAGGACUACAUUUCCGACACCCAGGCCGCAAUAAGUCAAUUGUAACCAAUCCCCUGCGCUUUCAUUGUGCACUGCCUGUAGAAGUUUGGAAGGCCUGGAUAUGUCCCGAGGAGAGAGAAGUCACUGGCCUAUACAAAAUAAAAGCCUAGUGUUGUCAUCUUCUUUUGUAGGUCUACAGUGUUUUAGAUGUUACAUGUUCCUUCAGAGUUGAACUUAAUGUGCUUAACCCAAACCCAGGCUCGCAGGGGAUGGCACUGGGCAGGGUAUGAACCCGGAGCUAUGGAGACUUAUCGAACCACAGAAAAGUGCAUACCGCAACAAACGUAUAGUAUUAAUUCUAAUGAACUUUUCCUAAAUAAUAUUUAUCUGAAAUAUUUAUAGAUAGAAGCACUAUUAGCAAUAUGUCUUAAAAGGGCCCAUAUAGUAUGCAUUUUUAAAAGUAAAUAUAGGUGCUCUACCUACCCCCACACAACCUUUAGGAAGAGGGGAGGGAGUAUAUUUGUGUUGGCACUCAGCAUUAUCUGUCUCAGAUAAAAGACAUUGAUUGAAUUAGAUUUAUUUUGGCCCAAUAAUCUUAUCAUCUGAGAUGCAAGGCACAUGUCUUAACACACUGUGAUACUAUCUAUCUUAACAACUUGUCUUACUUGGUGCGUUGAAAUGAUGUCUUGCGUUGUUUUAACUUUCCAUUAAACAUCUUUCAACCUGUUCAACCGGUUAAUUGACUGAACACUAUUCAGUGCUGUGACUGAGUAACUUAAUGGACUAGGAGGACUUUUUUUAUUUUGUUUACUUAUUAACUUUGGUGACUUACUGACUUUACAUAUAAUUAUAGCAUAAAUUAUAGACUAUCUAUGACUUAUUGACCUCGAUGACUAAUUGGUUUUGUUAUACUUAAUGGUUUUGUAUGACUUAUUGACCUAUUGGAAACGAUGUGUUAUUGACCUGUUUGGAUACGAUGUGUCAUUCACCUGGAUAUCUUCUGAGAUUGGAUGAUUAAAACUAUUUAUUGACUUUUGACUUGAGUGACCUUUUGACGUGAGAGUGAUCUUUUGACUUGAGUGACCUAUUGACUUAUGUGUUUUUGACUUGAAUAGUCCUUGUGAAACACUGCACUCAUCCCAAAUCUUCGGAAUCGAAGACAUUGCCAUUAUUAUUGAACCCUAUAAAGUAAUGAUUGUUGACUUAUAUACUUAUUUGUUGUAUUUUUAACCUGUAUGAUUUCUUUAGUACUGUUGACAGAUAUUUGAUGACUUAUUAUCAGUCCACGUGUAUUUCUUGACUUGUCUGGCAUAUUGAUGAUUGCCAAGUAGGCCUAUGAGAUUUUUUGUUGAAAUACCGCCACGAAUUAGUUUCUUGUCUGGAAAGCAAACAUUUUUUUUUAUCGAUUCACUUUUAUUGUUAUGAAUUCAAUUAUUAUUAUAUUGUUUUUUUAUUUUCAUUGCAACAAUUAAACACAGAAAAGUAUUUGUAAUUCACACAUUAGGCCUACUUUGUGCUGGCACAAACCAAACUUGAGCACAAAACUGGGAUUAGUUGGAUAGCGUCAUUUCGUUUUAGGUCGACUGAAUGCCAGAAACAAACAUUUUAAUACUAUAUCUACCCAAAGUGACAUUUAUAAAGUAGACUUUAAAAUCAGUAUAAACAUAGUGGGUAGAAAUUCAUAAAAACAUAUGAAAGUAAUGAAACAGUACAACAGUUUAUAAUUAAGUUUCUAAGAUCUUUUAAUGCCUUUACGUUUGUAAUGUGUAAAUUAAAUCAAGUUUUAAAUUUUAAAAAAAAGUUCUAAUAAUUUUUAUUUAUUUUUGCUAGGAUAGAAACACAACUGUGAUUCUUAUUUUAAGUAAAGUAUAAAGGCAACACAAAAUUAAUAGGUGUAACAAAUGUGAGCCCCUACUAUGAUAUGUCAAGUCUUUCAUCAGACACAAUGCCAGACAUAACUAACAAAGCCAACGAUUUUUUCUUACAUAAUGUAUGCUCCCUUAUGUCGUCUGCAUAGUUUGAUUACGUCAUUGUAUGCAUUUCGCAUCGUUCAGUCAUGACUGAACUAGUUUCAUGGUUCAGUGCAUUAACCUACAUAGUAUCAUAAAGAACAUUUCUGAGAUAACAUUUCAUGAUGUGCGCUUUGUAAGCAUUCACUGUGAUUCCAAAGCACAAUUUUUCUGCCUUCUCUUUCUUCUAAACUUAUAUCUAAAGGGCGGUAAGCACAAUCCAAUGUUUUUGUUUUGUUUUUUUCUUAUUUAUA
Messenger RNA from Biomphalaria glabrata, 7137 nucleotides. RefSeq lists its product as uncharacterized. The coding region runs from base 295 to 2208 and encodes 637 amino acids. The transcript is spliced from 5 exons. The record is from RefSeq and is a predicted model, not a curated record. NCBI's taxonomy places the organism in Eukaryota, Metazoa, Mollusca, Gastropoda, Planorbidae.